Messenger RNA from Parasteatoda tepidariorum (common house spider), 571 nucleotides. RefSeq lists its product as uncharacterized. NCBI's taxonomy places the organism in Eukaryota, Metazoa, Arthropoda, Arachnida, Araneae, Theridiidae. The record is from RefSeq and is a predicted model, not a curated record.
AAACAAAUAGUUGAUGGACUGACCUUUUUUUGCCUGAGAUUAGGAUAUAAAGAGUUCGGUCAAUUGAAAAAAGUUUUCAGUUCUUUAGUAACUUUGUCUCAGUUGGAUAAAAAAAAAUUUAAGUUUUUAAAAGCUUUUUGUGAGGAUGUUUACUAAGUUGCUUAUUUUUGCUGCGUCUAUUGGAGUUAUACUAGCAGCUGAUAACAACGAUGUUCUGAAUUGUAUACAAAGAAAGUAUGAUGAUGAUCUGGGCAAUUCUUUCACCAGUUGCUACGAAUCAUCUCAAAAAAUGAGGCCAGAUAGAAUUACGACUUGUUACACUGAAGUAAUGCAAGAUAUUGGAGUCGUUGUUACUGCCAGCAACGGUCAGAUGACAGUAGACAGAACGAAGUUCGGAGAAUAUGGAAACAAAAACAGUGAGAAACCGAUUGGAAAAGCCAUGGAGGAAUGUUUCAAUAAUCAUAAAGCUGGUGAUAACCUGUACAAAAAAGCUGCCACAGCCAGUCAAUGCGUGUUUAGUAAAGUGAAAAAGAUUUGUGACAGUGAGGUAAAAAAACUGUAACUUGUCACA